AUGAUGAGAAGCUCACUUUUUCGAUUACCUAAGAGUACAGUUACAGUAGCCAAUUAUUCAACUAGAAGAAAGACCUUUAAAGUUGUGGAAGUUGGAGCUAGAGAUGGUUUACAGAAUGAAAAGACGAUAGUACCGGUUGAAACAAAAGUUUCGUUGAUCAAUAAAUUGAGUGAUUGUGGUUUGAAGACUGUUGAAGCUACUAGCUUCGUUUCUCCAAAAUGGGUACCUCAAAUGGCUGAUCACAAUGAAGUAAUCACGAAGAUUUUCAAAAAACAAGGUGUCUCCUAUCCCGUGCUCGUACCGAACUUGGCAGGCUUCAAGAAUGCUUUAGGAAAUGGGAAUGUUAGAGAAAUCGCCGUGUUUGGCGCUGCAUCAAACUCAUUCUCAAAGAAAAAUGUGAACGCUACAAUCGAAGAGAGUUUGAAGAAACUAGAAGACGUUACGAGAGCUGCGAUUAAAGAGGAUAUUCUAGUUCGAGGAUACGUGUCAUGUGUAGUUGGAUGUCCGUAUGAGGGUCCCAUAGAUCCCAACAUUGUCGCCCGCGUCACUGAAGCUUUACUUUCCUAUGGAUGUUACGAAGUUUCUCUCGGAGAUACUAUUGGCGUUGGUAGUGCAGGUUCUGUCAAGAGAAUGCUUGAUACAGUUCUCCAAAGCGUACCAGCGGAGAAACUUGCUGUUCACUUCCAUGACACGUAUGGUCAAGCUUUGACCAAUGUUCUCGUUGCCAUAGAUAAAGGUAUUACUGUAGCUGAUUCGUCUAUUGCUGGUCUGGGCGGAUGUCCUUAUGCCAAAGGUGCUACCGGAAAUGUGGCCACUGAAGAUCUCGUUUAUCUUCUUCAUGACUUAGGAUUCGAUACGGGUAUUAAUUUGAACAAGCUCAUAGAAGUAUCUAACUGGAUUUGCCAAGAAAUGGGUCGAAACAACAAUUCGCAUGUUGCAAAUGCUCUUUUAGCCAAACAAUUAAAAUUGUAG
Messenger RNA from Auanema sp. JU1783, 972 nucleotides. NCBI's taxonomy places the organism in Eukaryota, Metazoa, Nematoda, Chromadorea, Rhabditida, Rhabditidae. The record is from the annotation of a GenBank genome assembly.